Messenger RNA from Bactrocera oleae (olive fruit fly), 1874 nucleotides. RefSeq lists its product as uncharacterized. The record is from RefSeq and is a predicted model, not a curated record. NCBI's taxonomy places the organism in Eukaryota, Metazoa, Arthropoda, Insecta, Diptera, Tephritidae.
UAUUUAUCAAAAGUUUUAUUCUGAUAACUUUAUUAAUGUUUGAUUUAAAUACUAUAAAGUGAAGAAUCGAAAGAGACGGAAUUUAAAAGUUUGUUAUAUAGGAAUAAGGCUUAGUUGUCAUCCAAUUUUUCCCAUUUUUGCAGUUGAUUUUUGGUUAAAAUGCCUCGAGUGCUUCCCGAGAUAUAUAAUUUCACAAAACUAUUAUACUCUGUAGCAACAUGUUGCAAGAGUAUAAAUAUCAAGAACUUUUAUGAUUACUUUCCUGUUGGCCCCAAUGUUUAUAAAAUGAAUAAAUGUAAACAACACUCUUUAUCUUCAGUUAUAACUGAUUAGUAUAAGUAACGAGUAAACUAAUCAUAUUAUUUAGUUGCCAUUUGCUUGUGGAGGCGCGACGACGACGCGAUCGUGGUUGUGAACUUUUUCUGAUACCAGUACAUAGUAUACAAAUUUAUUUCACGAUAUACGUUGGUUUUGAUUGUCAUUCAGAAACUGCGAGCGCCGCAAAUAUUUUCGCGAAUUAGCUUUUGGCAAAAGUGAUAAAAAUGAGUCCGACAACAACGCUUGUACGUGUUGAUAAGCAAAAUGAUCUCUUUUCACGCUCCGAAGUCGAGCAAAUAUUGAGAAAUAUAUUGAAUUCAAAUACGGCUGCUACGUUGUUGGAAUAUAAUGUGUCGCCAGAGUGUUCACCAACUGGUUACUUAGGCGAAUAUUUUAGUUUGGAAUUAAAAUACAAAUUUCUAGAGUCCAACGACACAAUUCAAACAACGCGAGUAUUCGUUAAAUCCUUGCCUUAUCAAAAUCCCAAGAUGACGGCGUUUAUUGAAGCUUGUGGCAUGCUUACCAAAGAAGCCUCGAUAUACGAGCAACUCUUAAAUGAGUUGAGGAAAUUGACGUCGACCGUCUGGUGUGCUCAGUGCUACUUUACACGCAGAGAUCUGUUUGUCAUGCAAAAUAUUGUUGAUAUGGGUUAUGAGGCGCUAGUGGACCCCGGGGAAUUUCUAACACAAGCACAGAUAGACGUACUACUGAAAAGCUUAGCAACAAUGCAUGCUUGUAUUAUCACAUAUGAAGAGCAAAAUAAAGUCAAUAUCGGAGAGCAGCUAAAAGAUGUUUUAAGAGAGAUGACAGUUUCACCAGAGGUGGUUUUCUAUACUGCGGGAGUGAGGGCUAUCUUAGCUGUUGCCCGCGUCCACCCUGCCUAUCAAUGCGAGACGUUGCAAAAGUUUAUUGCCGAAGAGCUGCCGCAACGCAUGGACAACGUAUACGAAAUGGUAAAUCCGUCAAAAAAAUAUCGGAAUGUUUUCUGCCAUCGCGAUCUCUGGGGUGGCAACUUAUUCUUUAACAAAUUUAAACCCGAUACAGAACCUGUCGUUCUCGUAGACUACCAACUGGCACGCUAUAGUCCACCGGCGAUCGAUGUCCUCAUGGCCGUGUAUUUGAAUAUAACACCACAACAACGAAAAACAAUGAAACACUGGUGCUUUGAUAGAUACUAUAACUACUUUGCUGAGGAACUAAAGAAACAGGGCCUAUCAGCAGAGCAGCUAAUUAGUCGGAGCGAAUUUGAGCAAUCCCUGCAAGAGUUGGAACUCUUUGGCGCACUAUACAACUGUAUAUCAGCGACGAUACUGCGAGUACCGGGCGAUUACUUAAAGGAUUUGAAGUUGAAUCAUCCGGACGCAUUUCACCGCUAUACAAAUGUAGAUCGAGUGGAAGAGGUGCUCGAGCUGUUAAAAAUUGAUAAGACAUUCCGAGAUUAUAUUUUUGAGUGUGUUGACGAAAUGAUAAGUUUGUUGUUGUAGAAAGUAAUGUUAAUAACAAUAUAUAUUAAUAUAAUAUUAAUAAAGUAAUAGAAAUUAUACAAUUAAUGCCAC